This is a messenger RNA of Phyllotreta striolata, 861 nucleotides long. The record is from the annotation of a GenBank genome assembly. Lineage: Eukaryota; Metazoa; Arthropoda; Insecta; Coleoptera; Chrysomelidae.
AUGGCUCAAGUUAUUUCUGGUUACAGAAGAGGCGAUUUAAGACGACAUCAUACCAGUAAUUUUACAUAUGUAAGCCCAUGUGUAAAAUAUCUCAUUUUUAUCCUCAACUUCAUAUUUUGGUUAUUUGGAGGUUUGCUGAUUGGUAUAGGCUUAUAUGCCUUUAUAGACAAGUGGCAGUUAACAGGAUGGGUACGACUCGAAAAUGUUUACGAUGUAAUAUUGAAUAUAUCAUUAGUUAUGGUCAUCAUGGGAGGCGUCGUCUUCUUCGUUAGCUUCUUCGGUUGUGUCGGGGCCCUCAGAGAGAACACUUGUUUGCUCAGAUUCUACUCACUAUGCCUGUUGAUAUUCUUCCUGCUAGAAAUGGCAAUUGCUAUAGUAGGAUUUGUCUUUCCGCAUUCCAUGCAGUCCAUUUUAGAAGAAAAUUUCACUGAUAAAAUUAUACAUACGUACCGUGACGAUCCAGAUCUUCAAAAUUUGAUUGAUAUCGCUCAACACGAGUUCCAUUGUUGUGGAUUGAGCUCAGAUGGAUACAUGGACUGGGGCAAAAACGAGUACUUCAAUUGCAGCUCUCCCAGCUCCGAACGCUGUGGGGUACCUUUCUCCUGUUGCAUCGACAAUAAGAAUUCCAGACUUAUAAACAUCAUGUGCGGAUAUGACGUCCAAAAGCUCUCCGUUGCGGAGGCCGGUAAGAAAGUGUGGACGUCCGGUUGCAUAGAAAUAGUUCGAUCAUGGGCUGAGAGAAAUCUCUACACUAUAGCCGGAAUAGCAUUGGGCGUAGCGCUGUCGCAGCUCUUUGUGAUAUAUUUGGCGAAAACUCUGGAAGGACAAAUCGAUUUGCAGAAGGCUGGAUGGGCUAGUUGA